AUGGCGCCAAUGAUUCAGGACGAUCCCGCACCGACCCCAUCUUCGGAUCACAAAUCUUCCGAGGCACCACCGACUCUAUACCAGAAUGUAAACGAGGAUAGCCUUCGAGUGGGUGCCAAGGCAUGCUUGGUCAACUAUGGUACCAAGUUCGAGGAAGACAUCGUGACUGGUAGCAAGGGUCUAUACGUCUACACAGCCAAAGGCCAUAGAGUGCUUGACUGGACAUCAGGACAAAUGUCUUGUCUGAUUGGACAUGGACAUGAGGAGAUUGUGGCAACCAUUCAAGAUCAUGCAGCGAAUCUCGACCACCUGUUCUCGGGCAUGAUAUCGCCGCCUGUGGUCCACCUUGCACAACGCCUGACUUCAUCCUUGCCUGUUGGCCUCGACAAAGCCUUCUUCCUAUCCACCGGGGGUGAAUCCAACGAGGCAGCGAUCAAAAUGGCCAAGGUGUAUACAGGCAAGUUUGAGAUUGUCGGUCUCGGUGCAUCUUGGCACGGCGUCACCGCUCAGGCGUUAGGGACGCAGUAUCACUUUGGGCGUAAAGGUCAAGGUCCGCUGAUGCCAGGCAUGCAUAUGCUACCGCCUCCCAAUGGGUAUCGUUCAAUCUUCCGGAAUCCCGACGGUUCAUAUGAUUGGGAAACUGAAUUGAACUACGGUUGGGAGCUGAUAGAUCGCGCAUCAUGUGGCUCUCUUGCGGCGUGCAUUGUGGAAUGCAUUCAAUCUUCGGCUGGUAUGCACGUCCUUCCUCCUGGAUAUCUCAAGGCUCUCAAGAAGCAUUGUGAAAGGCGUGGUAUGCUUUUGAUUGUCGACGAAGCACAGACUGGGAUUGGCCGUUGUGGUGAUCUUUUCGCAAUCAACCAUGAAGAUGUUGUGCCCGAUAUCUUGACCUUGAGCAAAACACUUGGAAACGGGAUUCCAUUGAGCGCAGUGGUCACAAGCCAUGAAAUUGAACGGCUGUGCGCCGAGAGAGACUUUUGUUUCUACACCACCCAUGUUAACGAUCCGCUACCGGCGGCGGUAGGAGACAAAGUCCUGGAGAUUGUCCUUCGAGAUGACCUCGUGGCCAAUUCGCGUGCCGUGGGCGCCCAUUUACACACGGGGCUUCUAAGACUUCAGUCGCGAUAUGGGUGUGUCGGGGAUGUGCGCGGCCGAGGCCUCAUGUGUGGAUUGGAGAUAGUGGGUGAUCGACAGAACAAGACGCCCGACCUCGAUCUCGCACAGAUGCUAUCGAAGAAGAUGUACUCUUUGGGGCUGUGGGCAAAUCUGAGUAGUCAUGCGAGCUUUGGUGGUGUCUUUCGAAUUGCGCCGCCCAUAGUCAUCACCAAAGCGCAGGUCGACCAAGGGCUUGAGAUCAUGGAGCGUGCAUUUGCGGAGACGCCGGGUAGCCAGGCUCUUUACUAG
Messenger RNA from Exophiala bonariae, 1401 nucleotides. RefSeq lists its product as uncharacterized. Gene Ontology annotation, cellular component: mitochondrion. Gene Ontology annotation, molecular function: pyridoxal phosphate binding; L-alanine:glyoxylate transaminase activity. The transcript has a single exon. The record is from RefSeq and is a predicted model, not a curated record. Gene Ontology annotation, biological process: glyoxylate catabolic process. Bases 1 to 1401 code for a protein of 466 amino acids. NCBI's taxonomy places the organism in Eukaryota, Fungi, Ascomycota, Eurotiomycetes, Chaetothyriales, Herpotrichiellaceae.